Molecule: messenger RNA, 5396 nt
Organism: Pleuronectes platessa (European plaice)
Lineage: Eukaryota; Metazoa; Chordata; Actinopteri; Pleuronectiformes; Pleuronectidae
Product: ADP-ribosylation factor-binding protein GGA1
Exons: 17
Coding region: 79-2013 (644 amino acids)
Biological process (GO): vesicle-mediated transport; intracellular protein transport
Cellular component (GO): trans-Golgi network
Molecular function (GO): small GTPase binding; phosphatidylinositol binding; ubiquitin binding
Source: RefSeq, a predicted model, not a curated record
UACCGCCUGUGGACGUCAUGCGUCCACGCGAUAUGUUACAAAACCACGCGAGACUGGCUUCUUGUUUAUUCUCGAAAGAUGGCGGCGGCGCCUCCAGAAGAGGUUAGCCUGGAGUCUCGAAUCAACAAGGCCACCAACCCUCUGAACAAGGAGAAUGACUGGGACAAUAUCAAGGGAUUUUGUGAUCAGCUCAACAAUGAACCAGAAGGUCCUCAGCUUGCAACCAGACUUCUGGCCCACAAAAUCCAGUCUCCUCAGGAGUGGGAGGCUUUGCAAGCGCUUAUGGUCCUUGAAACGUGCAUGAAGAGCUGUGGGAAGCGGUUCCACAUUGAAGUGGGAAAGUUUCGUUUUCUCAAUGAGCUCAUCAAGGUGGUUUCCCCCAAGUAUUUAGGUGCGCGGGCUCCGGAUCCAGUGAAGAAGAAAGUGUUAGAGAUGGUGUACAGCUGGACGGUGAAGCUGCCAGAGGAGAUCAAGAUAGCAGACGCAUAUCAGAUGCUGAAAAAGCAAGGUAUUGUCAAACAGGAUCCUGUGCUUCCUGAUGACGAGCCCCUCCCACCCCCUCCACCUAGAGCUAAAAGUGCAGUUUUUGAGGAUGAAGAGAAAUCUAAGACGCUGUCUCGCUUAUUGAACAGCACUCACCCAGAAGAUCUAAGAGCAGCAAACAAGCUCAUUAAGGAAAUGGUUCAGGAAGAUCAAAAGCGAGUGGAAAAGGUAUCAAAGCGAGUGAACGCCAUCCAGGAGGUGAAGGAGAGCGUCAGCCUGCUGAGCCAGCUGCUGGAGGGCUACAGUAAGGAGAGCUGCUCCCUGAGCAACCAGGAACUCAUUAAGGAUCUGUACCUGCGCUGUGAAAAGAUGAGGCCCACCCUUUUCCGACUGGCCAGCGACACGGAGGAUAACGACGAAGCCCUGGCGGAUAUAUUACAGGCCAAUGACAGCUUGACACAGGUCAUCAAUCUGUACAGACAGCUGGUAAAGGGGGAGGAGAUAACAAAAGAUGGCACAUCAAUGCCCUCACAACCAGGCAACAGUAGCUCAGCACUCUUGGACCUGAUGGGGCUGAAUGCAUCAGCCAACCCCUCCAGCCUACAGACCCUUACUCAGAACGUGGGUAUCAGCCUCUUGGAUGAUGAACUCAUGUCUCUGGGAUUGAAUGUAACGGAGAACUACGACUCCCAGUCUGCUGAUAGCACAGAAUCUUCUGCUCCAUCGGCAUCGACUGCAGUGUUGCUACCAGCUGUGGUCCAGACACAGCAUGCUCCGCCAGCAGGGGGCUCCACUGCUCCUCCUAAAGCCAUGGAAGAGCUGGAUCUGCUGGGGAAGACAUUAAUUCAGCAGUCCUUACCUCCAGAGAGCCAGCAGGUCAAAUGGGAUAAGGUCCAGCCUCACUCCAGAGUCACUUUACGAGAUCUCCAGACAAUGUCCCACACCAGUUCUAGACCCGCUCCUCCUGCAAACACCACCUCCUCUGCUCCAGCUCCAGGGCCCACGUCCGGCCUGUCCGUCCAAUCAGAGCAGCCCGACGCUCUCCUCCUCUCUAACCUCAGUCUCACAGCUGCUGGCGACCUCUAUGACAGCAUCUCUCUAAGUGACGUUACUGUGCCUCUGGAGUCAAUCAAACCGAGCAGCCUGUUGCCAGUGACCGUAUUCGAUAAACACAGUCUCCGGGUUUUGUUCACCUUUGCCCGUGACUGUCCUCCGUCCCGGCCGGACGUGCUGGUGGUGAUCAUCUCCAUGCUGUCAUCCGCCCCCAGUCUUGUCACCAACAUCCGCUUUCAGGCUGCUGUGCCCAAGGUGAUGAAAGUGAAGCUGCAGCCUCCCUCUAGUACUGAGCUCCCAGCCUUCAACCCCAUCCUGCCUCCAGCUGCCAUCACACAGAUCCUGCUGCUGGCCAACCCACACAAGGAAAAAGUACGUUUGCGGUUCAAGCUGACGUUCAACCUGGGGGACAAAUCUCACGACGAAUCUGGUGAUGUGGACCAGUUUCCCCCUCCCAACACCUGGGGGAACCUUUAGUGUGAGAGAGAGAGAGAGAGAUAAAGCACCCACCUGUCAUGUGACCUGCUGCUUCCUUUAGAUUUAGGAUGAAGUUGUCCCUCAUCACUGGCAGAGGCCACAUGGUCUCAAACGCUCGGUAAGACCAACUGAGAAGAGACCAGUUGUGGGAACCCGCUUCCACCUUGUGCCUUCCUUCACAGCCUUCCUGUCCUUUACGCCACCAUCUUCAUGCUCCUGUGUUUUGUUGCCACUUUCUCUUCUUCUAUCAAUCAGCGCAGCGAUACAUGAUAAAUACAGCAAACCGUCAGAAACAUUGACUCAAUGCAGAUGUGGAGCCUUCCUAAAACAAAAAAAAAAAAACUGAAUGUGUGCAUCUGUCUGAUUCCAAAACUGCAAGUCCCAUGUCAUGUGAAUUACAUGCAACAGCUGGAAUCUGACAAUUAAGAUUAUUCUUAGUUUUUUUUACACAACCUGAAGCAGAUGUGUGAUGCAAACCUAACUUGGGCUUCAACAUGUUACCUAUUUCCGAGUAUCGUCACCACCUGUGUGUCCACUGUUUGCUUUGAGUGUUCAGUCAUUGUUUGUUUUACAUCCAUCAAUACUGUUUCACAGCCAAACUCUCAAACUGCUGAAAGUGAUUUUCAAGAAGUCCAACAACUCUACCAAAAGUACCCCCCCCCCCCACACGCCAAUACAUUAUAACCUAGAUAUUAUAAUAGUGACCUGAUGGUACCUGAUCAGAACUGAAAUUAUUUCAAUUUAAGAAUGAUUAAUGUUCUUAUAGUUUCAGCACAACUUCAGUGUUUUCAAGAAGAGUGGAUGAAACAGAAAAUAGUAUUAUGCUCACCUUAUUAAAAUCUCUUUUCUAAAUUGAUGAGCAGUGAGGAUGCUGGAAAGACACUCAUUAGAGUUCAUACCUCUGCCAAGUCCCAAAAAUCCCUUUUUAUAAAACUUCAUUUAAAUUCACUAGAUUUUUAUUUGAAUCAACACCACAUCGAACACACGUAGACAUUGCUCCCCUAAACAUGCCUGAUUUCUGUCAUCAAUGUCUAUUAAUUAUUCUUUUUAUGUCCCAACUCCCCUCCAGGUUUCGUAGAAAUCUAUUGAGUAGUUUAUGCGUAAUCUUGCUAACACCCAAACCAACCAACCUGAGGGCAGGGUUAAUAAUUACUAACUCCCACAUUUCGAAUCCUUAUAGCUGUUUUCCUUUGGUUUCAAUGAAGACAAUUCAUCUGAUAUGCUGUUUGAGAAAUUCAUCUGAUAUGCUGUAAUAACUGUAGAAGGACCAGGAGAACCAAAUUAUCCAUGGAGCACAGAUAAUGAAUUGGCACUUUUUUAAGUGUUUUCUUGGUUUUAAUGCACUGUCAUUUAUUUGAAAAAUGUUAAGGCUGGGUUGUGUGUCCGAGCCUCGGCUGUCUUUUUACCAUGUCUCCAUGUCCCAGUAAGCAGUGACAGUGGUGCAGACAGUCGGCAUGCACAUGCACAUGCACAACACCAGGAAAAAACUGCAGCAGCUAAAUGGAAUUUCAACGUUUUCCAUAUAUGAUUUCUACCUGAGUGAUUGUUUUCUGUGUAAACGGCCCAUGAAGGAAGGGCACGGAAUCUCUGCCCCUUUAAAAAAAAAAAAAGUACCUUUUUUACUGCACUUUUCUUGUGAUCAGUAGAUUGGGACGCUGUUUAACAUUAUGUUCACCUCAGGAGUUUGAUCUGGAGAUUCUCGUUCUCAACAUGCACUUGUUUUUGUUUAAAUUUUGCACAUGAAAUCAUUCCAUUUAGCAGGAUCUUGUUUAUUUCUUUUUUUUCAUUUGCUGCCUCUCUACUGUUGAAUGACCCAAAGAGGGACAUGGGAAGUCCUGAGCUGAUGUCAUGUGACAUCCAGUUUGAUUCUACCACAUGUGCCUGAGAUGGAACUUUAGAUUUUUUUUUAAUUUUUUUUUAAUUUACUCUGUACAUAUAUGUAAACAAAUGACAGGAUGGAUCUUGGUUUCUGUUUUCAUGUGUUCAUGUCCUCAUCAGAAAAAGACUCUUGACAAACACACAAUGCAUCAGAUGAUGUUACAGGAUCAUCUGAGCAUUCAUGGCCACCACUGAGUUGACCAGAGCACGGUUCUAUGAUCGCUUCUUAGAUCAUGAAGAAGAAAAUAUAAAAAAAGAGAUUGGAGGCAGAAUGGUUCCACCUGAGAUUCUGAAAUACACAUUCAAUCUUAAACAUGUGAAGUAGAGCGUCAGCUUUUGAUAUCACAAAUUGCCUGUCAUAAGGUUCAACAAUCUGUACACAGCGAAACUACCCAUCAGGGGAGCCUCUUCCAAAGGGAUCCAUACUUAUGUGCUGUGAUAUCAAUUUAACAUUAAUACUUGAAACCGUUAAAGUUCAUAUUGAAGAUCACACAGUGCAGUGCCAUUACUCAUCCUUAUAGUGUUGUAAUACUAUAAAUCAGCCACUUGAUUUGUAUACAGACACAUUUUCACUGUUAAUUUAUCAAUAACAAGCAAUAAUCAGAAGAAGAGCAGCCUCAGUGACGAUCUCUUCAUGGUUCGAUCAGAUUGUAAGUAAUGAGCGUCUAUGCUACCGGUAUAACUUGAACUAUGCACUAAGGGGGCUGCUACAGACGUGGCAGGUUUACGCAAUCCAGUUCAGAUUUAGCUUUUGUCAUCGCAAUAAGAAGUUAAUAACAGGCUUCACUUCUUCAUCUCCUUAAAUAUCAUCCUCUUCUAACUGAAGUAGCCUUGAGUAGUCUUAAUGAGGAUGUUUAAACGUGUCCCGUCUGUACGAUGUCAACAGUGACUGUGACUCUUGCUUCUUGUCUAAAAGGUUUUGUUGAAGAGCAUGAACUGGAUCUAAAUACAAGACUUACUGGUGCAUUAACUGCCCCUGAGCCAAAUGCCAUCACAUCAGUUGAAGCCAUUAAAUUCAUGUCUGGCUUUAGUUUUCAAUAAGGUUCAUUUAAAGAGGCAGAGUGUCAUCUUUCAACAACCCGGUUAAACCUGGCCUUACACGUGGCCUAGCAUGGUGCAUGCAAUGCCUUAAUUUAUUGAUCAGACUGGAGCUCCCGUAUUAACCGGGGCCAGAGAUUUAAUUGCCCCCCCUGUGUAAAUUGUUGCCCCUUAAUGCCCCCUGAUUCAGAGAAACCCUUGAUUUACAACUUUUUAAAAAAAACCUCCAAACUGGAUUUUUCAGACUGACCCAAAAAGACGCUGAACUCAGUGGCAGCAGCUUGAAGAGCAAGUGGCAAGCCUCCCACCAGGUUCUUUUCCAGCUGAGCUCCUAUUGUAAAUAUAAGCUUCUUGCCAUGAUGUAUAUUUACCAAUAAAAGCGACACAUGUACAUACUGAUAAAUGUGUGUUUAUGGCAAAUAAAGCCGUUUGUACUUCACCUGAUGUACAAAUAAUUUGAUCUCCAA